GAUAGGGUUCCCGAAAUCUCUGGCCCACCAGAAGAGGAAGGAGCCCCUCCAGAAUGUGCCUGGUCAGGGAAAACGAGGAGAGGAGAAAAAGUAGCUGUUGCGUAAUCAGAUGGUUUCCUUUCUUUAUCAUCGUGGCCAUGUUGGUCUGGUCCUAUCACGUCCUGGUUUACCAAAUCUGCAUUAUAAGAGUUGAGGACUACGUGGUCAUGGGCCUCUUGCUGUUUUUCUACCACCUACUACUCCUCAUGUUUCUGUGGACAUGGUGGAAGUGCAUAUGCGUCGAUCCAGUUAAGAUUCCCGAUCAGUGGAAAUUAUCUGCAGAGGAUGUGGAGAGACUGCAGCGCACUGAGGGAGUAGAGGGUAUAGCUCGAAUCCUCAAUAAUGCCGCAAGGAACUUACCCAUUUCCACCUGCAGCCCCGAGGGACUGGUGCGAUAUUGCAAGACCUGCUGGAUAAUUAAGCCGGAUAGAGCCCAUCACUGCCGAACCUGCCACGUGUGUGUCCUGAAAAUGGACCACCACUGCCCCUGGGUGGUGAACUGUGUACACUUUCACAAUUUCAAGUACUUCAUACAGUUCCUCCUUUACGCUGAGCUAUAUAUGCUGUAUCUCUUCUUCGUGAUGAUGUAUGAAUUUUACCUGAUCUGCGGCUUCGAUGUUAGUUACCUGAAAAAUGAGCACACAUGGAACCUCGUUCAGCAUGUGGUGUGCAUUACCUUUAACAUUUUCACCCUGGUCAUGUACAGCGUGAGUGUGUUCAAUGUAUCCCGAAAUCGCACCACUAUGGAAUCGGCCCAUCCUACCUUCUUCUUCGUUGGCGGUAAAAACUCCCAUGGCUUCAAUUUGGGGUGUCGUACCAAUUUUCGAGAGCUUAUGGGCGAUAAGUGGUACCUCUGGCCUUUUCCGAUCUUCUCCAGUCGCGGCGAUGGACUAUCUUUUCCAUUGGCCGUGGAACGACUCAAGGAGGUGCGUACUGAUAACCAGAGGAAAGAUGAUGGCCCGACCAGAGCCCAGAUUGUCAAAGGAAACGUAACCAGGAUUCUGGGAAUUCAUCAUACAUCUUUCGACCGUGAAUAACUAAUAUUCUCUAGUAUAAUAACUGAUUCACUGCUAAUAAUACUUCAAAAAUGUCAACCUAUUAAUUACAAUUCCUU
Messenger RNA from Drosophila subpulchrella, 1153 nucleotides. Its product is annotated as palmitoyltransferase ZDHHC15. The transcript has a single exon. Gene Ontology annotation, molecular function: protein-cysteine S-palmitoyltransferase activity. NCBI's taxonomy places the organism in Eukaryota, Metazoa, Arthropoda, Insecta, Diptera, Drosophilidae. The record is from RefSeq and is a predicted model, not a curated record. Gene Ontology annotation, cellular component: Golgi apparatus; endoplasmic reticulum. Gene Ontology annotation, biological process: peptidyl-L-cysteine S-palmitoylation; protein targeting to membrane. The coding region runs from base 54 to 1076 and encodes 340 amino acids.